Molecule: messenger RNA, 1611 nt
Organism: Adineta steineri
Lineage: Eukaryota; Metazoa; Rotifera; Eurotatoria; Adinetida; Adinetidae
Source: the annotation of a GenBank genome assembly
AUGCAACGACCAACGACAUUUCCAUCGAUGGAGUUCAAUAACGAACGCGAUCCAUUCGAUGAUCAUCCGUUAUUCACACCUGAUUUAGAAUAUUUUACUCCGCCAACAAUGUUACCAUUGAUAGAUGAUAAUAGAAAUGCUUAUUGUCCACGUACAUUAACACCAUACAAUAUAGAACGACAUACAAUCUUACCAGUUUUUCCUCCAUGUUUAUCAGUGACAGAAAAUACAAUCGCAAAUGACGCUUCAUCGAUAACACAAGAACUUCAACCACCAUUACUUCUAUGUAAUGUUCCAAAACAACAACUAAGUCAACUGCAAUUAGUUCGUCGUACAUCGAAUAUAUAUCUUUCAUCAUAUGAAUUUUUUGAAAAAAAUCUUGAAAUGAUCGAUUCUAUGAACGAUUCUUUUCUAGUUGCUAUCUAUCGACAAUUAUUAUAUGAUUUAUCAAUAAAAUGGCAGAUUAGUAUUCCAUUGUUAGAUUAUAAUCUUGCACGACUUAAUAAAUGUACAAGAAAAUGUCUCGAACAUUGGCAACAACAACAACGACAAGACCAUUUACAAUUACUUCCACGUAUACCUACAACAGCAACAUUUACAAUUGAAGAAUUACCAUCCGUUUUAGAAUUCUAUUUACAAAUCGAUGUUGAUUUAUUUUAUUUAAAAACAUGUUCUUUUCGACAAGCAGAACCUAUUGAAAAUAUGAUUUUCUGUUCCAAACCACCUGAAAUUCAUUACUGUUUAACAGCAUGUAAUAAAUUUAAUUGUUCUUGUUGUCAUCCAUUGCAUGCUCGUAUAUAUCCUGGACAGAGCGAAGCCAUUCAAUUCAAUAUAAAACAAAAGUAUCAAUUUGUCAAUGGUUAUCAAACGAUUUUGAAUUGUCCUGCAACUUGUGAAACGUCAAAUAUUAUCUAUGUAUUAACUUGUCCUUGUCAACAAUUCGAUUAUGUUGGUGUCACAAAUAUGUCAUUUCGAGAUUGUCUAGCAAUGCAUCGUAAUGAAAGUAAUCGAAUUCUACGAGAAUUUAUUCUUGGACCCACAACAACGAGUCGUAUUCUUCAAGGCAUUAAAUCAGAAAAAGCAAGACGAAACGAUGGAAUGCGAUUAUAUCAACAUACAAGCCGAUGUCCACAAGCGAUACAACUAUUUCUUGAUGCUAAUCCUGAUUAUUGGUGUUUAGUGCCCAUGACUGAAGAAAAAAUAGAAAUAAACAAUUCUGUCACUUACAGAAGUACAUCUAUGCAGUUAACAUCAACACGUCCUGAAAAUGAUGCUAAAUAUUUAGUUGAGAAUUUACCAGUUCCACCAGAAUUAUUUCAUUUUACUGAUCGUCAACAAUAUGAACAGAUCUGUUUUUUUCAAGAAAUGAAAGAUGAACUUUUACAUCCUCGAUUAGACAAAAAUGUUGAUUUAUACAAUGCUACUAUUGUUGCUGUGUUACCAGAAAAUUGUUCAGAAAUGUUUCAACAAUUAAUUCUCUCCUUAUUUAUUACACAUGCCGAUUGUCAAUUAAAUAAGAGUGGUCGAUUGAUCACUGACAUCAAUUUUCAUCCGUAUCCUGUUCGUCGUAAUUGGUGUGCAGGCUUAUGUCGUCGUCCAUUAUUAGUCUAA